GUGGGUGUAGUCCUAGUUGAGGCUCUCUGAACCUCCAGGGUUGUACUGGGGCCCCAGGCGGUAGCCACGUUCAGAAUCUGGCUUGAUGCCAGGGGAGGGAGCUCGGGUUUCAUUUCCACCAACCCUCCUGCUUGGGCCGCAGCCGCCGCCGCGAUGCCCAGUAAGUUCAGCUGCCGGCAGCUCCGGGAGACGGGCCAGUGCUUCGAGAGUUUCCUGGUCGUUCGCGGACUGGACACGGAGACAGAUCGCGAGCGGCUGCGGGCCGUUUAUAACCAGGACUUCAAGAUCAGCUUUGGGACCCCCGCCCCUGGCUUCUCCUCCAUGCUGUAUGGAAUGAAGAUUGCAAAUCUGGCCUACGUCACCAAGACUCGGGUCAGGUUCUUCAGACUCGACUGCUGGACCGAUGAUGUGUUGCUCUCAGAAAAGAGGAAAAUGAAGCUGGGGUCAGAUAUCAGCAAACACCACAAGUCACUACUAGCAAAGAUCUUUUAUGACAGGGCUGAGUAUCUUCACGGCAAACACGGAGUGGAUGUGGAGGUCCAAGGGCCCCAUGAAGCUCGAGAUGGGCAGCUCCUUAUCCGCCUGGAUAUGAACCGCAAGGAGGUGCUGACCAUGAGGCUUCGGAAUGGAGGAACCCAACCUGUCACCCUCACCCACCUCUUCCCACUCUGCCGAACAUCCCAGUUCUCCUUCUACAAUGAAGACCGGGAACUGCCCUGCCCACUGGGCCCAGGGGAGUAUUAUGAGCUCCAUGUCCACUGUAAAACCAAUUUCGUGGGCUACUUCCCAGCCACAGUGCUCUGGGAGCUGCUUGGACCUGGGGAGCCAGGUUCAGAAGGAGCUGGCACUUUCUACAUCGCCCGCUUCUUGGCUGCUGUGGCCCACAGCCCCCUGGCAGCCCAGUUGAAGCCCACAGCCCCCUUCAAACGGACCCGGAUCGCUGGGACCCCUAUGACGACCAAACGGAUAGAGGAGGGAGAGAGACCUGACCGUGCUAAGGGCUACGACUUGGAGCUGAGCUUGGCACUGGGGACGUACCAUCCACCAGCCCGCCUCAGGCAGCUGCUCCCCAUACUUCUUCAGGGAACAAAUGUCUUCACUGCCCCAAAGGAGAUCGCUGAGAUCAAAGCUCAGCUGGAGACCUCACUAAAGGAACGGAACUAUGAGAUGAAGCUCCGGCUGCUGCUACACCUGGAGGAGUUGCAGAUGGAGCAUGACAUCCGGCAUUAUGACCUGGAGUCUGUACCCAUGACCUGGGACCCCGUGGACCAGAACCCCAGACUGCUUACACUGGAGGUCCCUGGGGUGGCUGAGAGCCGCCCCUCAGUGCUGCGAGGUGACCAUCUGUUUGCCCUUCUGUCCUCUGAGACAAACCAGGAGGACCCAGUCACCUACAAGGGCUUUGUGCACAGGGUAGAAUUGGAUCGUGUCAAGCUGAGCUUUUCCACGAGCUUACUGAGCCAAUUUGUGGAUGGGCUGACUUUCAAGGUGAAUUUCACCUUCAACCGCCAGCCCCUGCGGGUUCAGCACCGGGCCCUGGAGCUGACAGGGCGCUGUCUGCUGUGGCCCACGCUUUUCCCUGCGGCUGCUCGUGGGAUCCCUCUGCUACCCUCAGAUGUGAAGCUCAAGCUAUACGACCGGAAUCUGGAGUCAAACCCAGAGCAGCUGCAGGCCAUGAAGCACAUUGUUAUGGGUACCACCCGUCCAGCCCCCUACAUCAUCUUUGGGCCUCCAGGGACGGGCAAGACUGUCACCUUAGUGGAGUCCAUCAAGCAGGUGGUAAAGCACUUGCCCAAAGCCCACAUCUUGGCUUGUGCUCCAUCCAACUCAGGGGCUGACCUCCUCUGUCAGCGCCUCCGGGUUCACCUUCCCAGCUCCAUCUAUCGCCUCCUGGCUCCUAGCCGGGAUAUCCGCCUGGUACCCGAGGACAUCAAGGCCUGCUGUAACUGGGAUGCUAAGAAGGGGGAGUAUGUUUUUCCCUCCAAGAAGAAGCUGCAGGAAUAUCGUGUCUUAAUUACCACCCUCAUCACUGCCAGCAGGUUGGUCUCAGCCCAGUUUCCCAUUGAUCACUUCACACACAUCUUCAUCGAUGAGGCUGGCCAUUCCAUGGAGCCUGAGAGUUUGGUGGCCAUAGCAGGGCUGAUGGAAGUCAAGGAAACAGGUGAGCCAGGAGGGCAGCUGGUGCUGGCAGGAGACCCUCGACAGCUGGGGCCUGUGCUGCGCUCCCCGCUGACCCAGAAGCACGGACUGGGUCACUCUCUGCUGGAGCGGCUGCUCACCUACAAUAGCCUGUACAAGAAGGGUCCCAGUGGCUAUAACCCCCAGUUCAUCACCAAGCUGCUACGCAACUACAGGUCUCACCCAACCAUCCUGGACAUUCCUAACCGGCUAUAUUAUGAAGGGGAGCUGCAGGCCUGUGCUGAUAUUAUGGAUCGAGAACGCUUCUGCCGCUGGGAGGGUCUGCCACGGAAGGGCUUCCCCAUCAUUUUCCAUGGUGUGAUGGGCAAGGAUGAGCGGGAGGGCAAUAGCCCGUCCUUCUUCAACCCUGAAGAGGCCGCCACAGUGACUUCCUACCUGAAGCUGCUCCUGGCCCCCUCCUCCAAAAAGGGCAAAGCCCGCCUGAGUCCCCGAAGUGUGGGCGUCAUCUCCCCCUACCGGAAGCAGGUGGAAAAAAUCCGUUACUGUAUCACCAAACUUGACAAGGAGCUUCGGGGACUGGAUGACAUCAAGGACUUGAAGGUGGGCUCCGUGGAAGAGUUCCAAGGUCAAGAACGCAGUGUCAUCCUCAUCUCCACCGUGCGAAGCAGCCAGAGCUUUGUGCAGCUGGAUCUGGACUUCAACCUGGGUUUCCUUAAGAACCCCAAGAGGUUCAACGUGGCUGUGACUCGGGCCAAGGCUCUACUCAUCGUAGUGGGCAACCCCCUUCUCCUGGGCCACGACCCCGACUGGAAAGCAUUCCUGGAGUUCUGUAGAGAAAACGGGGGCUAUACCGGUUGCCCCUUCCCUGCCAAACUGGACCUGCAGGAAGGACAGAACUUACUCCAAGGUCUGAGCAAGCUCAGUUCCUCUACCUCAGGAUCUCACUGUGGAGACUCCGUCCCUGCAGAGCAGGAGGGUGAAGGGGGCCUAUCCCUGCAAGUGGAUCCAGCCUGGAGGAGCGAGCUCUGAAGACAUAGCUGAUUGCCUUCACAGACCAGCCAAGCAAGCCUUAAGCGUCUGACCCACAACCAGAACCCUGCCUGAACCAGAACCCAGCUGUUCCCCUCAUGGGACAGGAGGCUGGAGGAGGGAGUUUACAACCCAAGCCAUUCCACCCCAUCCCCUGCUGGGGAGAAUGACACACCAAGCUGCUAACAAUUAGGGGAGGGGAGGGAACUCUGAAAAUGAAAAUCUUGUUCUAUGC
This is a messenger RNA of Chrysochloris asiatica (Cape golden mole), 3403 nucleotides long. RefSeq names its product Mov10, Moloney leukemia virus 10, homolog (mouse) (gene MOV10). NCBI's taxonomy places the organism in Eukaryota, Metazoa, Chordata, Mammalia, Afrosoricida, Chrysochloridae. Gene Ontology annotation, molecular function: 5'-3' RNA helicase activity; RNA binding. The record is from RefSeq and is a predicted model, not a curated record. The coding region runs from base 154 to 3168 and encodes 1004 amino acids. The transcript is spliced from 21 exons.